AUGGCUUCAAUAAUCGAACCAAUGCUAACCCAAGACAGUUUAGCGCAGAUGACACAGGCCUUGGGCUUUUCAGAUGGUUUUGCCUCAUCGGAGUCCAAAAUCUGGCUACUUUGGACUACUGAUUUCGAAGUAGAAGUAGAGUGUGACAAUGGCCAAUUUGUUAGCUGUAAUGUUGUUUAUCUACCUUGGCAGUUCAGAUUUCGUUUUGUCUCAGUUUAUGCGAAGCACACAAGGGGAGAGAGGCUACAUCUCUGGGCGCAACUUGCUAUUCUUCUAAAUAGCCCUUUGCCGAUUCUGAUGGGAGGUGACUUUAACGUUAUCUCAAGUGUGACGGAGUACCGAGGAAGUGCAUGGCCGGACACUAAUAGCAUAGCUGACUUCUCAUCGUUCAUCCGAGAUAAUGCCUUGAUUGACUUGGAUGUUAUAGGCAACCUGUACACUUGGCAUGGAGUUCGAAUUACUGGCCCUGUCUGGAAGAGGCUAGAUAGGUUUCUCAUAAAUACAGUUUGGAGGGAUUCAUUCUCAGAUAUCCGAAUUUGUGCUCUAGCCAGAACCACAUCAGAUCACGCACCAUUGCUUCUCCACGGUGCGAACUCCUCGCUCUCAGCUCCGAAACAGUUCCGCUUCCAGAAUAUGUGGCUAACGCAUCCGGACUUCAUGGAAAUAGUUCGCAACAGCUGGGAGCAAUCAGCAGACGGUGGGGGCAUGAGAGCUCUCUCCUAUAAACUAAAACGGCUCAAGAUGGCGCUAAAGGAUUGGAAUAAGCACUCCUUUGGCAAUAUCUUUGAUCGUAUCAAAACUCUGGAAUCGGAGGUAGCUUUAGCAGAAUGCAGACACGCCAAUAACCCCUCUGGAGAAUCUAGAACAGCACUGCAAGCUAAACAGGCAGACCUCAUGUUGGCUCUAAAGCAGGAAGAAAGUUUUUGGAAGCAGAAGGCUAGGGUAAAAUGGGUGAAGGAAGGAGAUGCGAAUACUCGUUACUUUCACUCGGUGGUUAAGGACAGGCACCGAAGACAACGCAUCUCCUCGGUAAAAAGUGCUGGGGGUCAUUUGCUAACCGAUCAAAGGGAAAUACAGGAGGAAGCUGUCACAUUAUACUCUUCCCUUUUCUCAGCAGAAGAUUGCCCCAAUCUAGAACCUCUCUUUUGA
Molecule: messenger RNA, 1149 nt
Organism: Ipomoea nil (Japanese morning glory)
Lineage: Eukaryota; Viridiplantae; Streptophyta; Magnoliopsida; Solanales; Convolvulaceae
Exons: 2
Coding region: 1-1149 (382 amino acids)
Molecular function (GO): catalytic activity
Source: RefSeq, a predicted model, not a curated record